CGGGAGGAGUGGAGCGCUGCUGCUUCCACACAGAGAGCAUGAGGGUUCACACAGACUGAAACACAUGAGGAUCACCAGGACCAGGACCUGGAUCUGGAUCAGAUGGAUCAGAUGGAUCAGAGGACCAGCAGCAGCCCUGAGUCCACCACAGCCAGGGAGGGGAUGGUGAAGUCUGCCUCAGCGUAUGCAGACCUGCAGCAGCACCGGUCUGAGGGCGUCCACAGGAAACAGUCCCCGGUGUCCGGAUACGUCCCCCAGCCCGACUAUCUAGAGGGAGACGAUGAAGACGACCUCAUCAAACCCAAGAAACUGGUGAAUCCUGUCAAAGCUUCAAAGAGUCACCAGGAGCUUCACCGGGAGCUGAUGAGCAGCUGCAAACGAGGCAGCGGGAUGAGUGUGGAGACGAAGCCGGAGCUGCAGAGAGUUCUGGAGUCGAGGAAAAGAGAUCAGCUGAUCAAACAGAGGAAACAGGAAGAAGAAGCUCGCAAGAAGAUUUCUCCUCUGGAGGCCGAGCUGCUCAAGAGACACCAGAAACUGGACGAGUUGGACAAACAGCAGGAGAAGGAGCAGGAGGAAAACCUGAAAGCUCCGGAGUUUGUCAAAGUGAAGGAAAAUCUGAGACGGACGUCGUUUCACAGUAAAGAAGAGAAGGAGGUGUAGAGACAACUGCUGUCCUGCAGGACAAAGCAAACUAAGAAGGACACUGUCCACAUGUUCACAGGACAAUCUGAGGAUUUAAAUGUAUUGAGGACACUCUAAGGACUCAAACCUGCUGAGGACACUUUGAGGACUCAAACAUGCUGAGGACACUCUGAGGACUCAAACGUAUCGAGGACACUCUGAAGACUCAAACAUACUAAGGACACUCUGAUGAUACUCGUGACACACACAAAGGACACAUUGAGGACACGUCAAGGACACUCUUGGAAUACACUGAGGUCAUAAACACACUCUGAAGACACAACCAUACUGAGGACACUCGGAAGACACUCGGAAGACACUCUUAGGACACUUUGAGGACAAUCUGAGGACAAUCUGAGGACACAACCACACACAUGACACUCUGAAGACACUUUGACGACAAUCUGAGCACACAACCACACAAAUGACAAUCUGAAGACACUCUGAAGACACGUUUAGGACAAUCUGAGGACACAACCACACACAUGACACUCUGAAGACACUUUGACGACACUUUGACGACAAUCUGAGCACACAACCACACACAUGGCACUCUGAAGACUAUUUGACGACACUUUGAGGACACUUGAGGACAAUCUGAGGACACAACCACACAGAUGACACUCUGAAGACACUCUGAGGACACUUGAGGACAAUCUGAGGACACAACCACACAGAUGACACUCUGAAGACACUCUGAGGACACUUUGAGGACAAUCUGAGGACACAACCACACAGAUGACACUCUGAAGACACUCUGAGGACACUUUGAGGACAAUCUGAGGACACAAUCACACACAUGACACUCUGAAAACACUUUGAGGACACUUUGAGGACAACUGAGGACACAACCACACAGAGGACACUCUGAAGACACUUUGAAGACAAUCUGAGGACACAACCACACACAUGACACUCUGAAGACACUGUGACGACGCACUGAGGACACAACCACACAGAGGACACUCUCUGGACACUUUUAGGAUACACUGAGGACAAUCUGAGGACACUUUGAGGACGCACUGAGGACGUACUGAGGACACGACCAUACUGAGGACAGUUUAAGGACAUUCUGAGGACACUUUGAGGACGCACUGAGGACACUCUUGGUACAGAACAGCUGUUAUGUCUCUCAGGAGACUCAAGACCAACAAGCAACAGCGGAUCAGAGUGAACCCACCUCAGACAGUUGAGGCUUCAAUGAAUCCAGUUCAUGAUGGGAUGGAUUACCUGACUCGCCACACUUGUUGGACUGUUGCCGUGGAGACGGACAGCAACUUUUCUGCUCAGAAGGAAGGACUGAGACUUGAUAUCAGUUAAUGUUUCCUGACGUUUCACAGAAAGGUGUGGCAUUCAACAAAGAAAAAUACAAAAAAUGUCUUCUCACGAUUACAAGAAUAGAUCUUGAAAAUGAAAUAAACUUUUUUUUUUUGCAAGAAAGAUUUACAGAAGUCACAACUACGUUAUACAAAAGUUAUAAUUACAAUAUGCAGAAGUCAUAAUUACGAUAUACAGAAAUAGUAAUUACAAGAAACAGAAGUCAUAAUUAUGAGACUCUCGUAAUUAUAAGAUGCAAGAUAUUCCUGUUACUAUGAGAUGUUAGUAACGUCUUAUUCCAAGAUAAGAUUUAAUUAAUACGAGAUACAAGUAUAAUAAUGAAAUGAUAAUUAUGUACAAUUUUUAUUAUGUGAUUACAAAAUUCUGAUGAGAUUCAUUCAAUACAAGAAAUAUAAAAUACAAAAAAUAGAUAUUUUAGAGAGGGGUUUAUCUUGUGAUUACAAAGUGCUAAUUAAAUAUAAUUAGGAGGUAUAGAAGUCAAGACUGAUUUUCUUUUCAGUUACAACAAGCUAAGUUACAAUUAAUACGCGAUACAGAAGAAAGUAAGUUUCUGUAAAUGUAAUUUAAAAAAAAAAGGCUGUAAUUGUUGGUUAGAGUCUCUGACAUUAUGAAAAUUAUGGAAUCAGAUUCUCAUUACAGGGAAAUAAUUAUCUGUAAAUAUCUUCUGACUAGGUAAUUAAUCAUCACUAGAUACAUAUAGUUACAUUAUUUUCGGUCGUAAUUAUGAACAAAGAUAUCAUUAAACAUAAUUUCUACAGGAAACAUUAGUUUAAAUAAAUGCUAAAUAAUCAUAAUUAUGGGAUUUGUAUCUCGUGAUUUUUUUUCUUUUAAUACAAAAUGCUGUCAUAAUUAUAAGACAUUUAAGCAAUAAUUAUGAGAUUCUUAUUAUUACAACUUCCAUAUUCUAUAAUAAUGAAUAGAUUUAUAUUUUACAACAUAAUUAUAUGAUAAAAAGAAGCUGUAAUUACGAGAAACUACAUCAUAAUUAAGAGAUUUGUUUCUGUUAUCACCAGAUGAUGAGAACAUUUUAAGAUCUAGAUAGGUUAGUUUUUUUUGGGACGCAGAAAAAAUGACAGAAGUGAUCCACAUCCACCAAAGAAACAAAACAAACAAACACAUGAUCUUGUAUUUUCUAAUUGCAGUAACACGAGAAUAGUGCUGCUACGUUUUAGAUUUGAAAUGUGCUCGGAGAUAACGGCCCCCUGUGUGUCAAAGAAAAUGUCCGUUAGAACAAAUUGUGCCUAAAUCUCAGUCUUUAAUAUGUAAAAACUUGAGCUGCACUAUGAAGCGUGAAAGGAAACUCGGGUUUUUAUAUAAUUUGUUUCCCGUUUUUAAUCACAACCACAAUUUAGACAUACUUUACAGCGACUAUCGUGGCGAGAGAAUAUCAAGAUUUUGUCUUCUCUGAGUUGUUAACUAAAUAUAAUAUGCAGAAGUCAUAAUAAAACUUAAGAAAUAUUUUUUUCAUUUAAUUAAAACAUGUAAAAAUGUCACAUUUACGACUCAUGUUUCCUUGUAUAAUUGUUGGAUGCUAAUUACAUUUAAUUAUUUUAUAAAUUACCUCAAAAUGUUUUACUUUUAAUUGUUACAUGACCCCAAUAAUAAUUACAAUAGAACAUCUUAUAAUGAGAUGUCUUGCUGUAAAUAUGAGAUAAUUACGGUAUAAAUAAUGACUUCAGCUGCACCAUAUAUAUUUUAUUUUUAAUGUUUUAUCAAAGACAUUGUGACCCCGUUGACCUCCUCUCACCGAUCACAUUAAAGUGUAACUGAAGCCUUACAUUUGGACGGGUUUUUAUUGUUGAUAGUGAAUCGUACAAUCAUCGAAAUAUUUUUUAUUUUCAUGAUUAUAGAGCACUUUAGGCUUUUAACUGUAUAAAUGAAGAUUAAUAUCUAAAACAGACUUAUUUUUAUUUGUAUUUUUGACUUUUUGUGGCUUGCAAAGCGACGAUUGUUCUGAUUGACAUGUUCAGACUCACAGCAGAAUAACAAAUUAGAAGCUGCAGCAGAAAUGUGUUUGUUGACAUGAAGACAAUAAAAGGACAA
This is a messenger RNA of Anoplopoma fimbria (sablefish), 4062 nucleotides long. RefSeq names its product protein FAM107B-like. Lineage: Eukaryota; Metazoa; Chordata; Actinopteri; Perciformes; Anoplopomatidae. Gene Ontology annotation, biological process: actin filament polymerization; regulation of actin cytoskeleton organization; actin filament bundle assembly. Gene Ontology annotation, cellular component: stress fiber; synapse; neuron projection. Bases 103 to 660 code for a protein of 185 amino acids. The record is from RefSeq and is a predicted model, not a curated record. The transcript is spliced from 4 exons.